Molecule: messenger RNA, 2112 nt
Organism: Monopterus albus (swamp eel)
Lineage: Eukaryota; Metazoa; Chordata; Actinopteri; Synbranchiformes; Synbranchidae
Gene: poldip3
Product: polymerase (DNA-directed), delta interacting protein 3
Biological process (GO): poly(A)+ mRNA export from nucleus
Cellular component (GO): nuclear speck; nucleus
Molecular function (GO): mRNA binding
Source: RefSeq, a predicted model, not a curated record
UAGCUGAACUAUUUCGUGCACGCAUGCGCUGUGAGUCAGUUUGAGAAAAUGGCAGACGUCACUUUGGACGAAGUGAUACGACAGCGCGGUAUUAAUGUCAAGGCACCAGCUAAACGGGCUACGUUUGGACGGGGUGCAGGAGGGGUUGGUAAGACUUUUGAUGCCCGGCAGAAGAUUGGAGUUAAUGAUGUCAGACAGCGGCUUGGAGGAGGAACAGGAUUUCAGGUGAAAGAUGCCAGAGAAAAGCUGGGUCAGACAGAUGCUCGCUUUAAAAUCCGGGGCAGGGGAGGAGCAGGGGGAUUGCAGGAUGCUCGUCAGAUGAUUAACUCACGCAAACAGGGGCAGAAUCAGCUCAGCGUGUCUGCACAGAUCACGCAGAAGACAGCAGCAACACAUCAACUACAGAGCCAGACACUAGUGCCACAGAUACAGAUAAACACCAACAACAGCACUGGUGGUGUGAAAGCAAGGCAGUUUGCCCCUAAUGUACAAGGACUGGGUGUGAGGGCCAGCACAACGCCACAGCUGAGCAAUAAUAAGAGAAUGGUAGAUGCUCGUGAUAGGCUGAGCCUCAAGAGGAGCAUUGGAGGGACACAGACACAGGUGGCUACUGCACUGCCCCUAAAAAUAACCAAGACCAUUCAGCAAAGUCCACUAGGGAUGUCAGGUGGCAUACGUGCAGCUACACAGCCUGUGACAAAUGAACAUGAUGACACCCUUAGUAAACAAAUAAAGAUCACUACUACAAACAAUUUGCUACAGUCACGGUCUGGUUCAGUGGGUUUGACGUUCUCCAUGUCAGCCCCGAUAACCAAGGUGGUUAAAAACGAUACUUACACAGCCCCACGUCCUCCUGUCCCAGUGGCCCCCGCUCGGCCCAGCACCAGCGUGGCUGCUAACCGGUCCUCAGCUGCAGCCUUACAACCUGUCACCAGGACCCUCCAGCAAAGCCCAGCUGAAACCAGCACCAUGGCUCCUGCUCCCCCUCAGCCUACUUUCAGUCCUUUGGAGGGAACCAAAAUAACGGUGAACAACCUGCAUCCCCGGGUCACAGAGGAAGACAUAGUUGAGCUGUUCUGUGUGUGUGGUGCCUUGAAGCGAGCGCGGCUGGUGAAGAUGGGUGUGGCUGAAGUGGUGUUUGUCCGUAAAGAGGACGCUGUGAGCGCAUACAGGAAGUACAACAACCGCUGCCUGGACGGCCAACCCAUGAAGUGUAACCUUCAUAUUCAGGGAAAUGUCAUCACUUCGGAUCAGCCCAUUCUAUUGAGGCUCAGUGACAGUCCAGGCACAGGCAGCAGUACAAAGAAAGACAGUCUGCCCCCCUCUUUGUCUCGCCCUGCUGGACAGAGAGCCUCAUCUCAGCCCACCCCGGAGGUGGACCCCCAGACCAUCCUGAAAGCUUUGUUCAAGUCCACUGCACAGUCCACCCCCACUACUGAGUCCCCCAGCUCACAGGCCACUGCCUUUCGCAUUAAGAUUUAGCUUGACUCAUGUGAAUACACUGUCUGUCCAUAAACACAUUACUGGGGUCCCAUUGUUUCCAUCUUGACAGCAGCUGAUCAACAUCUCGUAUGAAACUGGUUUUUACAUAUUUGAUAUACAUGACUACUCUGAAGGUGAAAUUCAUGGAUAUGCAGCAUCCUGGUUUUGGUUUUGUGGCAUCCAAGUGUUUCCUGUGUCUGUCUAAACUGGACCAGUGGACAGAAAUAUCAUAAGUAGUUUUUUUUUUUAAUCCAGUGUGUAGAGGGGGUGCCCAGUCAAGCUGGAUGUGUAAGGAUUUUUUUUCUUUUUCAUUAAUUCAUUAUCAGCCCAGCUUUAUGAUUAGCUCCACUUGUCCCUGGUUCCCCAAAAAAUGAGAAGAGGCAAAAUAAAGAUCAAAAAUUUUUUAAUUAACAGACAGAGCAGCAUUGUCACUGACAGAUCCGGUAUUGCUAAGGCCCUCACGUGCACAAAAGUGUUCAUUUAUAUUGUCUGUACCUCUUUCUGGAUAGUUUGAGUGUGUACAGACCGCAGCAGAAGCUAUGUAAUACAGUAGAUACCAUCUGUAUGGAGCACAGAUCUUUAACCCAAGGAGAGAGGUCUUACAAGCCAAAAUAAAAUAAUUCCACUUGG